AGGAGAUUCAUGGAGAACAACGCGGGGCUGCUGCUGAUCGCAUCUGCGCAGCUGUUCUUCGCCCUCAUGAAUGUGGCCGUUAAGAUGUUGAAUAGCCUGGACGAGCCUGUGCCUACGCUUGAGCUUGUAUUCGUCAGAAUGCUUAUCACGUACAUGUGUUGUAUCACUUACAUGCUCGUAAUGGGAGUGCCAGAUCCAUGGCUCGGACCCAAGGGCGUCCGAUUACUUCUGGUAACUCGAGGCUUCUCUGGUUUCUUCGGCUUAUUCGGAGUCUACUUCUCCCUCAACUAUCUUUCUUUGUCUGACACGACCGUACUCACUUUCCUCGGCCCCUUGACCACCGCUGCCGCGGGAGCGCUGAUACUAAAGGAGAAGUUCACCUUGAGAGAAGGCAUCGCCGGGCUUUUCAGCUUGCUAGGCGUCGUUCUCAUCGCGAGACCACGAUUUCUAUUCGGCAGUGCACCGCAGGCCCCUGACUAUGGACAUGUCCUCGAAGGGGGGCACGGUGACCCCUACGAGCGGGGGACGCCAACGGAACGCGUUAUGGCGGUCGGGCUCUCGCUACUCGGCGUCCUCGGAGGGACUGGCGCAGCGCUCUGCAUACGUAAAAUCGGGAGACGCGCGCAUGCUGUGCACUCGCUCACGUCUUUCUCCAUAUACUGCGUCGUGGCCUCAGGUCUAGCGAUGUUGUGGCAGCGCCCGCACCUCGUCUUCCCCACUCGCCCAGAGUGGAUUCUGAUGCUUCUCUUCAUCGGAGUAGUUGGCUUCGUCGCUCAGACGAUGGUAACCCUGGGUUUACAGCGUGAAACUGUCUCGCGUGGAUCGAUGGGUAACUACGUCCAGAUUAUAUUCGCUACCGCUUUCGAGCGCUUCUUCUUCCACACAACCCCGUCCGCGCUCUCGAUCUUCGGUACACUGAUCAUCAUGACCUCUGCCAUCUACGUCCUGACCAAAGAGAAUACGAAUAUCCCCGCGCACCGCGGUGUUGGCCUGAACAAUGGCGAAGCCACUCUGGAAGAAGGUUUGUUACGCAGCGCGGAUUAUGAUGAGCAUGACGAGCAUGAAUUGAAGGAGCGGCACGAGGUGGGUGAGUACAAGGAGGGUAAGGCGGAGAGUUGAUGGCUGGGAUAGUCGUGAUUUUUCAGUGCAAAUGUUAAAAGUGGGACUUAGAGUCCCGUCCAGAACGACGUUCAGUUGCUUAUACUGGGGUAUUGGUGUUUCACUGCUAAAAUAGACAAAACUCCUGUGAGUGCGUGCAUAGAUAGGUGUAGAAUAGAUGUUGUAUUUCGUUUUGAUACGCAUGUGUAGCCCCUAUUGGCAGUCUUAGACAUUCAUUUUCGGUUCUUGUACGUCGC
Messenger RNA from Gloeophyllum trabeum ATCC 11539, 1355 nucleotides. RefSeq names its product DUF6-domain-containing protein. Lineage: Eukaryota; Fungi; Basidiomycota; Agaricomycetes; Gloeophyllales; Gloeophyllaceae. Gene Ontology annotation, cellular component: membrane. Bases 10 to 1119 code for a protein of 369 amino acids. The transcript is spliced from 12 exons. The record is from RefSeq and is a predicted model, not a curated record.